Messenger RNA from Dama dama (fallow deer), 3073 nucleotides. RefSeq names its product disks large-associated protein 4. Bases 92 to 1453 code for a protein of 453 amino acids. Lineage: Eukaryota; Metazoa; Chordata; Mammalia; Artiodactyla; Cervidae. Gene Ontology annotation, biological process: signaling. The record is from RefSeq and is a predicted model, not a curated record. Gene Ontology annotation, molecular function: molecular adaptor activity. The transcript has 7 exons. Gene Ontology annotation, cellular component: postsynaptic specialization; glutamatergic synapse.
GCCCCCUGUCCCCCCUCUCCCCGCUCCUGCUCCCCCUCUCCCCUGUUCUGUCUUUGCCGGUCUCUGGGUCUCUGACCCCCAUCCGGCCCUCAUGGCUUUCUGUCUGGAGCUCUUGAAGCAAUGUUCAUCAUGCCUAGUGGCGUAUAAGAAGACCCCGCCACCGGUCCCUCCACGCACCACGUCAAAGCCGUUCAUCUCCGUCACAGUCCAGAGCAGCACCGAGUCCGCCCAGGACACCUACCUGGACAGCCAGGACCACAAGAGCGAAGUGACGAGCCAGUCUGGCCUGAGCAACUCCUCGGACAGCCUAGACAGCAGUACCCGCCCGCCCAGCGUGACACGGGGCGGCGUCACCCCAGCCCCCGAGGUCCCCGAGCCACCCCCAAAACAUGCAGCUCUGAAGAGCGAACAAGGGACGCUGACCAGCUCUGAAUCCCACCCCGAGGCCGUCCCCAAAAGGAAACUGUCAUCUAUAGGAAUACAAGUUGACUGCAUUCAGCCAGUGCCAAACGAGGAGCCCAGUCCCGCUACCAAAUUCCAGUCCAUCGGGGUUCAGGUAGAGGACGACUGGCGAAGCAGUGCCCCCUCUCACAGCAUGUCCUCCCGACGGGACACCGACUCGGAUACCCAGGAUGCCAACGACUCAAGCUGUAAGUCGUCUGAGAAGAGUCUCCCAGACUGCACCCCGCACCCCAACUCCAUCAGCAUUGAUGCCGGCCCCCGGCAGGCCCCCAAGAUUGCCCAGAUCAAGCGCAACCUCUCCUAUGGAGACAACAGCGACCCUGCCUUGGAGGCGUCCUCGCUGCCCCCGCCCGACCCCUGGCUGGAGACCUCCUCCAGCUCCCCGGCAGAGCCAGCACAGCCCGGGGCCUGCCGCCGGGAUGGCUACUGGUUCUUGAAGCUGCUCCAGGCGGAAACUGAGCGGCUGGAGGGCUGGUGCUGCCAGAUGGACAAGGAGACCAAAGAGAACAACCUCUCUGAAGAAGUCUUAGGGAAGGUCCUCAGUGCCGUGGGCAGUGCCCAGCUACUGAUGUCACAGAAAUUCCAGCAGUUCCGGGGCCUCUGUGAGCAGAACUUGAACCCUGAUGCCAACCCACGUCCAACGGCCCAGGACCUGGCAGGGUUCUGGGACCUGCUCCAGCUGUCCAUCGAGGACAUCAGCAUGAAGUUUGAUGAACUCUACCACCUCAAGGCCAACAGCUGGCAGCUGGUGGAGACCCCCGAGAAGAGGAAGGAAGAGAAGAAAGCACCCCCUCCGGUCCCAAAGAAGCCAGCCAAAUCCAAGCCGGCAGUGAGCCGCGACAAGGCCUCUGAUGCUGGGGACAAGCAGCGUCAGGAGGCCCGCAAGAGACUCCUGGCGGCCAAGCGGGCGGCUUCCGUGCGGCAGAACUCAGCCACAGAGAGCGCGGACAGCAUCGAGAUUUACGUCCCUGAGGCCCAGACCCGGCUCUGAGACCAGGAAGCAGACAAUUUUAAAUUAUUUAGAAAAAAAAACAAAAACCACAAACUAAAUGCAAAUGGAACAAAAUUUUCUCAACCUUUAGUAUGGUUAUUCUGUCUAGAGACCCUGAGCCAACUUUCAAAUUGACGCAUCCAAGGGCUCACGAUUUGGCUUCUUUGGGUCCCUCCAAGCUUUAGGUUAUGGAGACUUCACACACACACAAAAAUCAACAAAAACACGAAACUAGGAAACUUUUUUUUCUCUCCUCGCUGGCCGCAGUGGACUAGAUAGAUGGACUUCAGCAACUCCCCAGCCCGGCCUCCAGACUACAGUCUUUUUACUCGUUCUGUCUAAUGAGAACUUAAACUAGCUUGUUUACAAGAUGAAGACAACCCAGGGGCAGCCUUGGGCACCUGCCAUGUCCCUCCUUCUCCUCCUGGCUACCCCAGCUCUGACCUUGGAGUUCUCAUUCUUACGUUUCUCUUUGCCCUUCAGAGCCCACACAGGGGUCACCAUCCUGACUAUCGGCUUUCUGGUUCUCAGCCCUUUGUGUGGUUGAGCCCAGAGGACAGAGAGAUGGACACGCAUCCCUUCCCCCACCAAGUGCUCACACACAAUCACACACACACGCGCGUGCACAUGACUGCAGGUUCCUCUCAGCAGAAGCGGCCCUCCCACUGUGCUCCGGCAGCCUUGGGUCUCACCUUUCUGAGACCAGGAGAGGGCUGAGGUCUUGGGGGGUGGGGGGGCGGGGAAGAGGUAAAAACCACACUCCAGACUCCCGCCUUUUUCUUCUCUCCAGCCCCUUCUUUCCUUCAGCAAAAAUGUAUGACUCAGAGUGACUUGCUGGGGCCACUCAAGAGAGGGCCCCCACAUUCCAGGGGUGGUCUGUCCCUGGCCGAGCCUGUGUACAGUAGCCGAGGGGCGGGCGGCUGUGUCUGUACGUAUGUGUACAUAUGCACAUAGACCCUAGAGUGUAUAUUUAACAAACGCCCCUCUGCUCACCCAUGCCCACCAGCGCCGCCGCUGGCUCUCGGGGCACCUGGCAGGAGGCGGGUGUGUGAAUAGCAUAUAUUUUUACAUGUACUAUAUCUAGGUGUGUGUACAAGUGUGUGUAAAAAUAUAUACCUUGUGUGUAAGCAGCCCUCCCUCUCCCCCUUUUCUUUUUUCGACUCUCACCUGCCCCCCACCAUGGGCCCAUCUGCCCAGUCUCUGAGUUUUCUAUUUUUUUACCCCAAUCAUCCUUCUCUCUCCCCAGCGCCACUCCCAGCCCCACUCCCAGGGUGUCAUGAGCCCUGAGCUGCAAUGGUCCAGGCCUGCAGGGUGAGGGGAGGGUGGGCAGGGGGCAGGGAAAAGGUGAGGCCGGCCCGCAGCGAGCCCUGCGCCCGAGGCUGCACACUCCAGUGGCCAUGGCUACGGUAUUGGGGCCGUCCUCUGUCCAGCACCCACCGCAGGGGGCCUGGGUGAACUGCGGGCCUGCUCUAGGGCCCAUUCCAGCUUGGCCACCGUCUGUGACCUUGGGCAAGUCACUUGACCUCUGUGUGCCUCAACUUCCUCCUCUGUAAAAUGGGGACAGUCCCCGCCCCUCCCUACCUCACAGGCAUGUUGUGAGAAUAAAUGAGGUAAUGUGUA